Messenger RNA from Macrosiphum euphorbiae (potato aphid), 285 nucleotides. Lineage: Eukaryota; Metazoa; Arthropoda; Insecta; Hemiptera; Aphididae. The record is from the annotation of a GenBank genome assembly.
AUGUGUAUAAGACAACACGUGGAGAUGGAUAGUCAAAAAAAAAUGUAUGGUUUUAUUAAUAUGGGAGCUGAAUAUGCAUACGACAACGACAAUAUACCACUUGCUAAAAAUGCUUUGGUAUUUCUCGCAGUUGGUAUCAAUGGGUAUUGGAAAAUGCUUAUAGCAUAUUUCUUAAUCGAUGGGUUGAAUGGUAAGGAACGUGCACAUUUAUUGAUGAAAGCUAUUGAUUUGUUAAAUGAAACUGGUGUGAAGGUUUGCUCUAUUACUUUCGAUGGUGCUCGGUAA